AUGGAACUUACAGUUUGCAGAUUUCCGAAGAACUAUGCGCCUAUCAGGAACUCCGACCUCGGAGAGGCUCACCAUGAUGCUGCUGAAAGAACGAGCGCUUGCCUCUUGAUCAACCAGGCCAUGGCUGCGGUCUCCCCAUCAUCAUCCUGCAACAGCGCAUCGCUUUCAGAGGGCUCCUCCAGAGGCAGUCUAGACUCGUCCGACGGCGGUCGGAUGCAGUCGCCGGUCGCGCUACCCAUCAGCAAUCUACCGCACCCAGAGGGCUCCCCCGGGGUGGGCACCGGAACUCCGGGUGGCGGCCCUCCACAAUCUCCGGUAACCAGCCACCCCAUGCUCGUGGAUGCGCUUGCUUCCAUGACUCUGCACGAGGAAUCCAGCAACCCCUCUCUUGCAAAGCGCUAUCGCCCGCGCCCCCGCCACUGCAAGAUCCCAUCAUCCGUGGAUCUAACCUCUGACCUUGCGCUCCUCGCUUGCAGGAAGGCAACGGCGCGGAUAUUCACGGUGCAUCCGAGUCCCGCUCGGACGAAGAAGACAGCACCGUCACCCAGCUUCCCACCCCAAAGCGCAGCAGGUAGGGGCGCUUUGCUAGGGGCUUCGCCCGCCUCCUCUUCGAUCGCCAAGCUGCUCGUGCAUCUUGCAAGCCCACACGAGUCUGUCGCAAGCAGGCCUCGCUCUUUCUGCACUCUGGACCUAAUCGUUAUUAGUACAUUCAACAGGCGCACAGCAAACACUCAACUGCCAACGCACACCGCUGAGACGAGCAGAAAGGCCGCCUCCUUCAUGGCCGAGCAGAAGGCCGAUCUGAAAGCCGUUCGAGCCCGUCAGAGACGCGAACCCGGCAGAGCGCGCUCGGAGGACACGCUCGACGAUGUUUUAAAGGCGGAUGUGGAUUUCGAACCUCGGCGCUGGGAUUUGAUGGACGGUAACUUCAUCCGGGAAAAGCCACCCCCUAAACCGAAGGACACCCACAAGCAGAGCACGUUGCCGGAAUGCCUGACCUCCGUCCAAUCAGCAAAUGCGAUUCUGCCGCGAGUCGAAUUCAACUGGAGGACCGAGGCGCAGACCAGGCCAGGCCAGGAGCAAGGCAGACGCGCACACCCGCAAGUCGAGCAUACUCCCGCCAUGAGCGAGCAGGCCGCGGAGCUCAUGGCCAACAACAGAGAGGGUCUCCGCGCCUACGAGGUGGAAAGGGCAGCUGAGAUCGAGGCCGUGCGGACCGGCCCCAUCAGCAAGCCGGGCCCCUCAAUCAGCUGCAUGGGGGAUCUGGCCGCCGGCAUCGGAGCCAACAGAACGACUCCGAUCACGCAGGAGCGAUCAACGCUGCGGGACUGGCUUGUCACGCAGGAAGAAACCCCCGAGGAGGAGGAAGGCGGAGGGCCAGACGCUGGCUCGCAGGCCAGCAAUCGGUUGGGGUCCUUGCCCAGGAGUGAAAGGCUUAUGGACCCAGUCAGCAAGCCACAGCUUCCGUCCGACGCAAGAGGCGAGAGCAUCGAUGACACCAUGGAGGGCUCCGCAGACGGUGGUGACUCUGAGGCAACCAACAGCAAGCGUGAGGACGUGAGCAUGUGUGUGCAGUCACGACCGGAGAUCGACGCUGCAGGACAGUAUUGGUUCACCACGGAAAAGCCGCUGGAGCAGUGCCGACGGACGAUGGCGGCUGGCGAAGACCGUAUCUUGAUCGUCUGCGACGUGUCGAAUCACUCGGGGGCGAAGAAGUACGGCAGCAUCCGUGACCCGUCCGCCCUGCAGGACUACGUCACGCGCCGCAAGGAGAUGAGCCUCGGCCACCCCAAUCUGUACGAGGGCUUGACCGAGGGCCUGCCGACCAAGCUGUACGCGGACAUCGAUCUGCGGACGGCAAGCAAGGUGGCGGGGGACUUCGAGCGGUACAAGAGACACCUGGACGAAGUGAGAGACGCCUUCCUGGUGGACGUGCUAGGCAUCCCACCCGAGAGCAUCCGGUUCGAGGCCAGCGAGGCGCACGGGGACGCGGCCGAUGGCGGUUACAAGUGGAGCAUCCACGAGCUGUUGCGCGGAUACUACCUCGAGAACUUCCACGCCCGCAACGAGUUCAAAAAGGCCUUCGAGCACUUCCAGAGGAACCUCUCCGCGCACCUCCAGCACUGCGACGAGUACCUCUGGCAUACGCCCGACCCCCAGACAGGCCCCAAGCUGAUCUGGGACCCCUCUGUGUUCGCCAAGUUCAAGUGCUUCCGGAUGCUCUACUCCCGAAAGAGGGGGUCGGACCGGCCCCUGCUCCCCGUCGAGGGAAGCUCCCCGCAGCUGCUGGACCACCUGGUGGGCAUCUACUCGGCGGAGGAGCUCGCGUCUCUGACGAAGAUCGACGUUGGAGUGCUGGAGCGGUACAACCAAGAGGUUGGGGUGGACGCGGGAAAGCGGCGCGAGAUCCCUCGCCGUCACACUACCCGGGUCGCGGUGGAGGGGGGCUCAGUCGAAGGCGGAACUCGGGACGACGCGUUAGGCGCGCCUCUGACCGCGCAUGAGCUGGAGCGUCUGACGAGCGUUUACAGGGAGGACCAUCCCGGGGCGGAGAUCCGGACCACUCUGCAGGUCGCCACCGACGUCUUCACCCUUCACUUCCGCAUCCAGCAGCCGAUGUGCCGCAUCCUUGGGGCCGCGCACGACAGCGACGGGAACAACGGAGGGUACCUCGUGUAUAGGCGGAGCGAUCCGACGGUGGCCUACUACAAGUGCCACUCCGCGCGGUGCAGUGGUACCGUGCGGCGGCUGCAGCUCCAAGUCCACAAAAUACCCGGGUGGUCUGAGGACUAUAUGGAUUCGAGCGGCAUGCGGUCGUACCCCCUAUUUGACAUCAAGAGAGGAGCCCCGAAGCACACGGUCUUGGUGACAGCAAAUAAAGGCAUUGGGAAAUCGAAGGAGAGCUACGAUUGGCUGUGGAAGAUGCUGCAGCGGAACGAGGGCGUGGGUGUCGUCAUCAUUGCUGCCAACAUUGCCCUGGCAAAGAAGUGUGAGUCGGACCUGCGGAUCGAGUGCGAACGCAAGAUGAGAGCGGGCCUCUGCCUGUACGGGCUCGACCUGUUCGUCAACUACCUGGACGCGCCCGGUGGCGACAUCAAACAGCCGAGGGUCAUAUCCUGCAUCAACUCGCUCCACCGAGUGCGAUCCAGCCCGGCGAUAGUCAUCGUCGACGAGGCGGACAUGGUGCUCGCCAACUGCAACUCCGACGUGAUGACGAACCGGAAACAGGUCUUCAUGGCCGCUGAGCGCAUCAUGGGAAACGCCCGCAUCCUCAUCGCGAUGGACGCGCACAUCGACUGCCCAAGGGUCCUCGAGUGGUUCUACAUGGUUCGUCCGGACAGUGAGCUGCACUCGAUCCGGAACGCCGGCGUACACCCGAGCCAGCUGGGGAGGACGGCCACCAUCUACCGACUGCCGAAGUUGAAGAACUUGGAGCUCACGUGCGCCCCGGCCGUUGCGCGCACCCUGGAACUUUUGAAGAGCGGCCUGAAAGUCGGGGCACCCUCGGCUAGCCUGCGCUACGUGAAGCAGCUGACGGAGGCCGCCGCUUCAGAAUUCGGGCCAUCAAAGGAUGUGAAGGCAUUCCACGGCGCGCAGAAGUCUCCGGAGGACAAGAAGCGUCUGUUUCAAGCCGUGGCGGAACCGGACGUGCACAUGCUGGCGGAUUUGAUGACCCACACAUCGGUCAUAGGCCCGGGAGUAUCAGUGGAGAGGCCUUGGUAUGACACGGUGGUGGCGCUGGCUUACAAUAGCUCCUUCCACCCGGACGUGUUCGCCUUCAUCCAGAUGCUCUUUCGGCUUCGCAUCGCGGGGCCCAUGGAUAUCUACCUCAGCGCCGACAACCCGCGCAACUGCCAGCCGGCGUGCUUGCCCACGACGAAGGAAGACGUCUUCCGAGCGAUCGAGGAUGAGGACGAGGAACUUCGCAAAAUGCUAGGGUCCACCGACCACCUCGACUUUCUUGUCAGACGACGCGGCAAGCGGGCGAUAUGCAACCGGGAGUCUGCCACGUGCGUGUUGUACGCCAACAACGUGCUCGCGAGAUGCGACAGCAUCCGCCACUACCUGAAGAUCAUGACGGAGGAUCUGCAGAAGCAGGGGCUGACGGUCAUCGAAAAGGGAGCACCGUGUGUGGAGACCGAACAUGCUCCACCGGAGGCUUGCGAUCCCGAUGCAGAGCUGACGGCUGAGGAGUGGCGAAACAAGUACGUGGUUCACGGGGACCAAUACUCGCACCUCAAGGUGCUGGAGGAGUCGCAGGACGUUGGCUUACUCGAGCUGAAGCAGAUCAAGCUGUACGAGGCGAUCCAUGAGUUUUACAAGGUCGACCCCGCGCUGGUCGACUUUGACUUCUUCGACGAGUUCUGCGCGGAGGAUGACAAGAAUCACGACAUGUAUGGGAAUUACAUGAGGUUCCGCGAGCUCUCCCGCGACCAGAUCGCUGCGGGGCUUUGCAAUCCGCUGAAGGAAGCCGAUGCGGUGGGCGUUACUCAAGACUAUCUGGCGGAGCUGUGA
Molecule: messenger RNA, 4515 nt
Organism: Klebsormidium nitens
Lineage: Eukaryota; Viridiplantae; Streptophyta; Klebsormidiophyceae; Klebsormidiales; Klebsormidiaceae
Source: the annotation of a GenBank genome assembly